GCGUGGCCGCCGUGGCUACAAAAAGCCGCUGCUAGCUAGCUCUCGCUCAGCUCAACAUUACAUCCGCGCGCUCCUUGUGUUUUCCGUUAUACCCAGGACUAGACCUUUCAUCGAGCAGCUGGUGUGCCGCCCGCUGCUAGCUCGUCGGCUCUGCUCUGAUUCACCACCACCACCGCCGCGGCGCGCGGCGACUAUCCGAUCUCCGCUGCUCGUCUGGCUUCUUCUAGAUAGCAAUAUAUAUAGGGUUCAAUUCCUACCCCAAGCAUUUUAAAGCCAUGAAGAUUGAUCGCGAUUUCCACAUGAUGAAAGGGGAUGACGAGUUCAGCUAUGCCGAGAAUUCUAGGAUACAAAGAAGAGCUAUUCUUACAACCAGGCCAAUGGUCGAGAAAGCUGUAAGAGAAAUGGGCAGUGAUCUUCAUCCUCAAUCAAUGACCAUUGUUGAUCUAGGUUGCUCAUUCGGUGCCAAUACACUCCUCUUUGUCUCCGAUGUGAUCACCACAAUAUGUGAAAAUGGUAACAAUGCUAUCGAGGAGAGCGCCAUGGAGAUCUAGUUCUUCCUCAAUGACCUACCUAGCAACGACUUCAACCACAUAUUCCAAUCACUAGAGUAGUUUGAGCUGUUGACAAAACAACAUUUUACCUGCAGAGGGUUACAACCUCCUCCGUAUUAUGUUGCAGCUAUGGCAGGUUCCUUCUACACGAGGCUCUUCCCAAGCAACAGCGUCCAUUUCUUCCAUUCCUCCAUGAGUGUCAUGUGGCUCUCUCAGGUCCCUGAAAAUCUCGAUGGCAGCAUGAACAAAGGGAAUGUUUACAUUGGGGCAACUACACCGCCAAUGGUGACAAAGCUCUACCAAAAUCAGUUUGAGAAGGACUUUUUGCAAUUCCUCCGGAUGCGAUGCAAAGAGAUCGUGCCCAGAGGCCGGAUGGUGCUAACUCUUGUUGGGAGGAGGAGCAAAGAUGUGUUCGAUGCAGGAAGGACGACCAUUGGUUUUGAGUUGCUUUCGCAGGUGUUGCGCACUCUUGUUGCUGAGGGUCGCGUUGAGAAGGAGAAGCUAGACUCCUUCAACAUACCAAUUUAUUGUGCUUCAGUUGAUGAACUAAAGCAGUUGGUGUGUCAUAACGACCUAAUUGACAUAAGUGACAUCCAACUCUUUGAGAUGGAUGGAAACUGCAUGGAUGACCCGGAGCCAGUAGAGGGCCCUGCUGCUGCUCAGGCCAUUGGACAGAGCACAUCUGCGACCUAAUUAAGGGCGGCGACAGAGUCCCUUAUCGCAAGCCAUUUCGGGGAUUCUAUACUCGAUGAGCUCUUCACACUUUUCACGCGUUAUUUUACUAGCUAUAUUGAGAGUGAGGUUGAGAAGAGCACCAUCACAAUAAUCACACUGUACUUGCAGGUAAAACAUUAGUGUCAUCCCAGGUACUCUCCCUACGGUUGUUUCUACAUUUAAAGACCAUAAAUUUUAAACAAGGGAUUUGUUAGAGUAAAUUGAAGUAACGUGUAGUCUAAUAUAACAACUCAACAAGCAGACUAGCUUUUAAGUAUUAGUUGUUGUCAUGUGUGUCAAUUGGGGAUAUCAGUAUGCCAACUCGUGAUCGAACUGGUUUGGCUAUCUACAAUAUGCCAAGGGCUUCCCUCACCCGGUGGUUUGCCCUAUUUAUGAUCAAGUUGAGGAGUUUAUAAAACAUAUCAUGAUCAAUUGUGUUUUCAGCUGGCAAGUUUGGUCCUUAAUUUUACAAAGGCUGGGUUCUCCUCCACAUUACCGUACAAUGACACACUCAAAUUCUCUAGUUUGUGGGCAGAGGUAGUAAAAGUUUGUUUCCGACAGAGUUAGCUACAAUAUGUCAGAAUCUAAAGGAUAUAUUUGUAAUGGGAGGGGAUUUUAAUAUUACUAGAUGGGCACCCUACGUGUUAUUGCGGGAGAAUUGUGUGAUAAUAUAGUAUAUAUGAGUUCUAAAAUUUUCUUUCUUACCUACUAUACGAUUUUUUUAUAUGUUUAUAUAUUUUUGUACAUUUAUCAAUUAUCCAGAGGUUAUAAAUCA
Oryza sativa Japonica Group (Japanese rice) is the source of this 2040-nucleotide messenger RNA. RefSeq names its product anthranilate O-methyltransferase 1. Gene Ontology annotation, molecular function: S-adenosylmethionine-dependent methyltransferase activity. Gene Ontology annotation, biological process: methylation. The record is from RefSeq and is a predicted model, not a curated record. NCBI's taxonomy places the organism in Eukaryota, Viridiplantae, Streptophyta, Magnoliopsida, Poales, Poaceae.